UGUUAUACUUUUUAUAAAAUCGAUUGGCUCUGAAUAGUAAGCAUUAUCAACAUUAUUACUUUGCUCGCAAUAAUUCUAUGCGCUUUAAUAAGAAAUCUCACACACAAAUCUAUUUUCUUUGAGAGUUACAUCUCAUUCGUCUAAAAAUUAACAAACGUAUUAUCAACCUCAUGAAAAACGAAAUGCUAAGCCACCGACUUUUAACUCAGCUCCUGCUACUAUAUAAUUACUCGUGGUGGCUUUUAUUAAUCUUUGCCUUUCUCUGUACAUGAAAACUUAAUUUCAUAUUCUCUAGCUGACAAUACCUUAAUAAGGUAACUUUUAAAACGGCGAAAACUGACAAACUGACCCAAAUUGAUAAGCUGCUUCAAUGCCGAAGCACCAAGAUAUGAAAACCUGACGUAUCAAUACCGUCGACCUUGUCAUUUCCAGCCGCUAAUUCGCACGACGGAAAUCUCUUGGUCGUAUUAUAAUACUGGUAGAUCAUAUCGUGAAACCUAAGGUUACGAUAAUUAUCGCGAUUAAGGUGACAGUGAUGAGAAUAAUUUUAAUAUACUUAUCUUUUUAACAUAGUCACCGAUGAGGUAUUAUUAAAGAGUAAAGUCAGUUUUAUCCUCAGUACAGUCAAAAUCGUUAGUAAUGUCAUCAUUAUUCAAUUACUCCCGGAUCCACUUGACAGUUACGAAAGUUUGGGAGGCCGUCUUUAACAACAAUAUCUCGUCGGUGCUUUUACUGACAUUUUUUAACUAAUAUUUCAUUUGAAUUUUGCGCUGCAAAAUUUUGAUUGGCUACUGCGUAUGUCGACCACCAUUAUGCGCAAUGACACACGUAUUCCUACAUUAAUCAAGCUUGAAACAUGAAUUUACGAACGAUCGCUGUUUUUAUCGUGACUUGUCACUUUGUGAGAGGGUGAGGCGUGAUCAUCAUUAUGCACAAUACGCUCGAAAAUUACGCGUACAGGAUUACGGAUUCGGAAGGGCGAGUGGAAAGUUUCCACGACCGUAGAUCUCGAGGAAAAUCACAAAUGAUUGAGACAACUAGACGACCCAUCGUGAAUUAAAAUUGACUCUAAAAUGGACAAAAUGAUGCUGUUCGAUUUCACGGAUGCGCAAAGUGUGGACGACUGGCGGGAGAUGUCCGACACUGUGAGAACAGUGGGAAAAUCCAAAGCUGUCCUAACGCUGCAGACGAGCCAGCUCUUCCAGAGAGCGAUCCUCUUCACACUGCUGAAUCCGCAGCCGAAUGGUGCCGGUUUCGCUGGCGUCAGAAAGCCGACGAAUCUGGAUUUGUCGAGGUUCAGAGAUAUCGAGAUCACUUGCCGGGGACAAGGACAAAAUAGCCACUACAAGAUAUCCCUGAGACAUCGAGGACAGAAUUCCAACAAGGAUCUCAGCUACGAACAAUUCUUUACGGUACCAAUGUCGGAUGACGAAUUUUCCACAGUGACUUUACCUUUGAGAGACUUCAAACCUUAUUAUCGUGGACGUGAGAUCCCGGACGGUGAGCCUUUAGAUACAGCAAAUAUUACUAUGUUUGAAUUUCAAAUUUACGGAGGCGUUUACCUGCCCGUCAAGCAACGAGGUGUGUCGGCAUUAGAGAUAGAAACUGUAGCAGCUUCUUCUUAAUAAUCGUUCUGAUUCCCUAAUCGUAAUGGAAGAACAUAGCGUCUCCUCCAAAGAACUUUUAUUUAUGUACACAUCAAACGUUUACAUCAAUGUAUGCUACGAAUGACAGACGUGUAUAUUGGAUGUACUAUAUUAAAAAUAAAUAAUCGUUUUUUUUAUA
Wasmannia auropunctata (little fire ant) is the source of this 1785-nucleotide messenger RNA. RefSeq lists its product as uncharacterized. The transcript has 3 exons. Lineage: Eukaryota; Metazoa; Arthropoda; Insecta; Hymenoptera; Formicidae. Gene Ontology annotation, biological process: NADH dehydrogenase complex assembly. The coding region runs from base 1074 to 1625 and encodes 183 amino acids. The record is from RefSeq and is a predicted model, not a curated record.